Molecule: messenger RNA, 1022 nt
Organism: Gilbertella persicaria
Lineage: Eukaryota; Fungi; Mucoromycota; Mucoromycetes; Mucorales; Choanephoraceae
Exons: 2
Coding region: 150-956 (268 amino acids)
Source: RefSeq, a predicted model, not a curated record
UUUUUUUCUUUCUUUUUUUCUUUCAAGACAAUGUCAUCUGCCCUUUGAGAAGUGAAAAAGAAGCCAACAGUCUAUUGAGUUCAUUCUUGUUACAAGGAUGGGUAACUAGUAUUUGAUAUUUUUGUGAUGACUUAUUCGAUGACUAGAUCAUGACAGAUUCUAUCUGUCAUCAAGAAGGUUGUCAUUUUCCUUUAAUGAAAUCUAAAGAUGGUUCACUCUCGUUCUGUACACAUCACGAUCCACUUCCUAAUCAAGGUGCUAGUCACAACUAUAAAGACAAUAAGAACGUGUCUAUUCCAGUAGAGACAAAAGAAAAAGAAUCUGUUCUUGAUGAUGGAGAAGAAGAACUAAAACUACGUCGUCAAAGAAGAGAACAGUCUUCAAAAGCAUCUCAAUUGAUUGGUCAAAAAAUGCUUCAACGUUGGGCUUUAUUAAAUGAACAUUGCCCUAAUACAUCAUGUUAUGCGGUUCCCUUAGUCCGUAACCCAGAUACUCAACAAAUGUAUUGUGUCAUUUGCGAGAAUAUCAUCCUAACUGAACAAGAAGCAUUAGAAAAGAAACUAAAAGAAACCCCAAAGCCAGUAUCUAUUAAAGGAGUACAAUCUAUUGAAAAAGCACAAUCCAUUCAACAAGAACCUAUCAAACAAGAACCUAUCAAACAAGAACCUACCAAACAAGAACCUACCAAACAAGAACCUAUUCAACAUCAACCUAUCAAACAAGAACCUGCCAAUCCCAUCCCUUCUCAAGCCACUAAACGUCAAAAAGUAGACACAUUCCCCUCUGAUUCUGUGGUUGCCACUCUGUCUGACAAAUUGAAUGAAUUGACAGAAAGAGUCAAGACCAGCCAUGAUCCCAUUGAAUUAAGCCAACUAUUCAAAUCCAUCAAACAAUGUGCAGGUGCUAUUCAAGCCUGUGUAGAAGCAAGCAGAUGGUGUGAUAAGAUGACUCUUUAAUUCGGCAAACGAAUUUAUCCGGAUAAAAAAGUGCCUGAAUUACCAUAAAAUAUUUUUUUUUCUUUU